CGGAGCGUUCAUCCACCGGCAGGGCUGAGUACCAUGAACAGGAAUACGCGGCGCUGGAUUUUCCAUUUUUUCCUGUGCCUCGGGAUAGUGUAUCUGAAAAUCGGGGGGCUGUCGUCGGUGGUGGCGCUGGGAGCGAGCAUCAUCUGUAACAAGAUCCCCGGCUUGGCCCCGCGUCAGAGGACUAUCUGUCAGAGCCGACCCGACGCGAUCAUAGUGAUCGGGGAAGGAGUUCAGAUGGGAAUCAAUGAGUGUCAGUUUCAGUUCAGGCACGGCCGCUGGAACUGCUCAGCCCUGGGAGAGAGGACCGUGUUCGGGAAAGAACUCAGAGUGGGCAGUAAGGAGGCUGCUUUCACCUACGCUAUCAUAGCCGCAGGGGUCGCCCAUGCAGUCACAGCGGCCUGCACCCAGGGGAGCCUGAGUGGCUGCGGUUGUGACAAGGAGAAACAGGGUUUCUACAACCAGCAGGAGGGCUGGAAGUGGGGUGGCUGUUCUGCGGACAUCCACUAUGGACUGAGUUUCUCCAAGGUGUUUGUGGAUGCGCGGGAGAUCAAGCAGAGCGCCAGGACACUCAUGAAUUUACACAACAAUGAAGUGGGACGCAAGGUCCUGGAGAAGAGCAUGCACCUAGAGUGCAAGUGUCAUGGGGUUUCUGGAUCCUGCACCACGAAGACAUGUUGGACGACACUCCCCAAAUUCCGUCAGCUGGGAUACAUGCUCAAAGACAAGUACAACCACGCUGUUCACGUGGAGCCUGUGCGCGCCAGGCGGAACAAGCGUCCCGCCUUCCUGAAGAUCAAGAAACCACACUCCUACCGCAAGCCCAAGGACAUGGAGCUAGUCUACAUCGAGAGGUCUCCCAACUACUGCGAGGCUGACCCUCUGACCGGAAGCAUGGGGACGCAGGGCCGUCUGUGUAACAAAACAGCUCAGCAGCCCAACAGCUGUGACCUGAUGUGCUGUGGUCGGGGAUACAACACACAUCAGUACUCGCGUGUUUGGCAGUGCAACUGCAAGUUCCUGUGGUGCUGCUAUGUCAAGUGCAACACGUGCAGUGAGAGGACAGAAGUGUAUACCUGUAAAUAG
Molecule: messenger RNA, 1083 nt
Organism: Pelmatolapia mariae (spotted tilapia)
Lineage: Eukaryota; Metazoa; Chordata; Actinopteri; Cichliformes; Cichlidae
Gene: wnt7aa
Product: wingless-type MMTV integration site family, member 7Aa
Exons: 4
Coding region: 34-1083 (349 amino acids)
Biological process (GO): positive regulation of JNK cascade; canonical Wnt signaling pathway; cell fate commitment
Cellular component (GO): extracellular region
Molecular function (GO): cytokine activity; frizzled binding
Source: RefSeq, a predicted model, not a curated record